CUUUUUUUCUCUCUCUCUCUCUCUUUUGGCGAUUGUUCUUAUUGCAUUAAAGAGAAACCAUCUUCAUUGUUAGACAUCUAAAACCUUAAAAUGGAGUUUAGUGUCCAUCGCUCUCAUCGCUGUUUCGAUAUUCUUGAAGGAAAGUCACCACAAGACGAUCAUGUCAACUCAACAUUCCUACCAAACGCUAGCUUCCAUGUCCCGUUGCAGUCCUUAUCGAAACGCAACAACAACAAUGGCUCUCACUUAGACCCAAACAUUUACCACAACGAGUGUCUCGAAAGAAGGGCAAGAAGAAUGGUCUCUAACCGAGAAUCUGCAAGAAGGUCACGUAUACGGACAAAGAAGCACAUAGAAGAGCUGCAGCAGCAGGUCGAACAGCUGAUGAUACUGAAUCAUAACUUGUCCGAGAGAGUCAUCCAUUUGUUGGAAAGCAACCACCAGAUGCUACAAGAGAACUCAAUGCUUAGGGAGAAAGUCUCUUCCUUUCAAUUGCUUAUGGUGGAAAUGCAAAUACCCAUGAGAAAUGUGGAUGGCAGCAUCAGUUACCGGGUUGUGAAUCAUCUCAGAGGAGAGACGUCAAACCGGACCAACACUUUCUUUGGUAGGUAAAAAAAGAAAAGUUUCAUGUUCUUGGUGUGCUAAAGCCAGUAGUAGUAGUACUAUGAUAGUAUGAUUGGCUCAUAUAUGCAAUGUGACUACUACACUAGUAAUUGCUUGCAUGUCUGUAUAUAAUAGAUUACAACAAUGCAGUAAGUAUGUAUCGCAUUAGUGCUGUCUCAAAUUAUUUCUACUCUGUUCACAAAAAUA
Raphanus sativus (radish) is the source of this 810-nucleotide messenger RNA. Its product is annotated as basic leucine zipper 43-like. Gene Ontology annotation, biological process: regulation of DNA-templated transcription. The record is from RefSeq and is a predicted model, not a curated record. Bases 91 to 612 code for a protein of 173 amino acids. Gene Ontology annotation, molecular function: DNA-binding transcription factor activity. NCBI's taxonomy places the organism in Eukaryota, Viridiplantae, Streptophyta, Magnoliopsida, Brassicales, Brassicaceae. The transcript has a single exon.